AUGAGGCAUCAUGUGCAUGCCUGCCACGUCCAUCUCGAUAACCGACUCCAGCUCGACUGCUGUGCCUAUCCACAUCCACAUCCACAUCCACAUCCGCAUCCACACAAACACGUCCGCCAUCAUAGCCACGGCCAUGGCUGCGGUGACGUGUGGCGGCUCCAGCCCGGUCGAUGCCUCAGCCAUGGUUCGCCUCGAUGCGCUUUCUCCGCGCCGGCCCAGACUAUACAACACACGCCUGCUCGCCUCUCGCCUCCUAUAAGCCCAGCACUCACUUGUACCCCGCGCCCUACUCCCUCCAUCCACGCCCCAACCACUCGACUGCUUUUUGGCGUUUCACCAUCGACACCAUGGCCCUCUUACUAA
Molecule: messenger RNA, 363 nt
Organism: Bipolaris oryzae ATCC 44560
Lineage: Eukaryota; Fungi; Ascomycota; Dothideomycetes; Pleosporales; Pleosporaceae
Exons: 2
Coding region: 1-363 (120 amino acids)
Source: RefSeq, a predicted model, not a curated record